CAAAGUCACCGCAGUAAUCGGCGUCGUCCUCGUCGCUGUUGUUAUUGUUGCUGUUGGCGUGUACUUUGCAAUAAAUACGCGCGCGAUAAACGUCGCAAACUCUUUGCAUUCAUGACAACUGGAAGCGCGACAACAACGGUAACACAUGUGCAGCGACGGCAGCGCAUCUAAACUGAAUUUAACUGGAGGCAGGUCCAACAAAUCGAAAAGUAUCAAUGCCGCUGGCCAGACAUUCAAACGCUGCUGAAACGCGAACUUGAACGGGCGCGCUUCUACAAGUUUUUCCGCCAAACGAAUCCAAACAUAUACCGUUACGUAUGCCAUGCGUUUGCGGGUACAAAGUUUUUAGUUUUGCAUAAUGUGUUGAGAGAUCUGUGUUUAUUCGUGAGAAAAUAUACGGUGCGUUGCCACAGGCUUGCGUGCCGAGUGUGAGGCGGCGUGAUUGCCGUUGAGACGCGCGCCUGCUUGCCCGCCUGCCAGCAUUUGAACUCAGGUGCCGAUACUCGCAAUUACUUUGAAUGCGCCCGGUCGCGUUCGUCGUCGUAGUCAAGCGCAUUUAUUCAUUGAAUAUUAUUGUGAUUUGCAUGUUGUCGUAAGAGAAUAAUAAUAAAAGCGAAUAAAAUUGCGAAGAAAAUGCAGUGCGCACACACUUGUGGCUAAACUAAAAAUAAAACAAUUAAUAAACAAAUAAACAGUGGAAAUUUUAAUAGUGCUUAAGAAAAAAGUGUAGAAUAAACAUUUGAAAUAAACUCAUAAGUAAGAAAAAUACGGAUUUCCGCCAAGUGCGUGCUUCAAAGACUAAAGAAAACCAUGGCGCCUGCAAACGCUUCACACGAAGUAAGCAGCUGGACAUCCAUGCUACCGCCUUAUGCGAAUACGCGUGCCCUUAACGUUGAGAGCCAGCUCAGUACGCUCCUCAAUAGUUCUAUUAAUUUGCUUAAUAAUACUUUUUCCAACGCCAUCGCCACUUCUUUUAAUUAUAGUUAUGAGCAAGCGGAAAAUGCUUCACUUCAACACUUUUUUGAUCUCGGCCCAACGCACGACUCACUAGAAAUCGUCAUACCCGUGACGAUCAUUUACAGUUUGAUAUUCGUCAGCGGUGUUAUUGGUAAUAUCAGCACCUGUAUUGUGAUUAAGAAGAACCGCUCCAUGCAUACCGCCACCAAUUACUACCUCUUCAGCUUGGCCAUAUCGGAUUUCCUGCUGUUGCUCUCCGGCGUGCCACAGGAGAUGUACUUCAUCUGGUCCAAAUAUCCGUAUGUAUUUGGUGAAUACUUUUGCAUUGGGCGCGGCGUGUUGGCGGAGACUUCUGCGAAUGCGACGGUACUAACCAUCACCGCUUUCACCGUGGAACGUUACAUGGCCAUAUGUCACCCGUUUCUUGGACAGGCUAUGUCGAAAUUGAAUCGCGCAAUACGGAUUAUUGUGCUCAUUUGGUUGGUUUCGAUUUUGACCGCCAUACCGCAGGCGGCACAAUUCGGCGUCAUCGCGUUGAAUGGCAUCGAGAAGUGCACCGUUGUGCGGAACAUCAUUCAACACUCAUUUCAGUUGUCCACCUUUAUUUUCUUCAUUGCUCCAAUGUCUAUAAUAUUGGUAUUGUAUCUACUGAUCGGUUUGCGUUUGCAUCGCUCAAAUUUGAUGGGCGCCACUGGUGAGGCUUGCGGCGGUGGGAGCGGCCGACGUGGUUUUGGCUGUAUUGGCACUAGCGCUGCAAAUGGUAGAUCGGGUGGUGGCACAGAGGGCGGCAUUGUUAGUAAUGACAGUGGGAACGGGCGUGGUCGUCUGGCGAACGGUGGCGGUGCCGGUGGCGGUAGCGUUGUGCGUGCGAGCGGCACACGCAAAGGGAGCGAUCGCAUGAGCAUGAAGGGUACACAGAGCGAUACGAUGCUAUAUCGUUAUAUGGGUGGUAGCCAGUUGAGCGCCGUGCGCGGCCGCAUGAAUCACUAUGGAACGCGACGUGUGAUAAAGAUGCUGGUCGCCGUUGUCAUAUGUUUCUUCUUGUGUUGGGCCCCCUUCCAUGCGCAGCGGCUAAUCGCUGUUUAUGGCUCGAAUGUUUGGGGCGGCGGUAGUGAGAAUGUUGAUGGUGUUGCCGGCGGUGGGGAGCAUGAUGACGCUGCUGCAGAUGAUAAGAAUCAUCAUGUGGUGAUAUACACCGUUAUGACCUAUGUGUCGGGAGUGCUUUAUUACCUGUCGACAUGCAUAAAUCCAUUGCUAUAUAACCUGAUGAGCAACAAGUUUCGGCAGGCAUUCAAGUCGAUUUUGCUUCGCAAGAAAACGAAUGGCUCUCUCAAUUAUCGACGCACUCAGCAAUCGCAGAAUUUACGUCGUAAUCCGACACUCACCUCGAGUACUCAGCGUGAAUCGAAUGAUUCGGAUCCGCUUUCGAAACAUUCAAUGUUGCAGGCGGCGUUAAAUAACAGUAAAAUAUUGCCAUAAAUUGUUGGGUAAUAUACAUAUAUAGUUAUUCCCACAAACAUACAUACAUAUGUGUCUAUAUGUAACUGUUAUCAUUAUAUAUUUAAAUUGUUAGAAGAUACCGUAGAGUACAAUGGUUCGAAACUCAACAAAGACGGAGGCUGUUUGAAGGCAGUGAAGUGAUUAUAAGGCUAUUGACUUUGAACACUCAUGAGCAAGCACGUGUGGAUAGAUCAUAAAAAACUGCAAUUUACAAUAGGUCUACACAAAUGAGGUACUUAAAACUGGAUACUUAUUUAAUUGCUGAAUUCAGCAAGCAAACAACAUCUUAGUAAUUUAAUUCAUUUAUAAUAUACAAUACUUAUUCACAGCUAUUUAUAUGUAUUUGUUAAUAUAUACCUUUGUAUAUACUAUAUGUUUAUGUAAUAAUAAGAAAGCUAUUGAGAAUUUAUACCCCUUAGAGUUAACCUGAGUUAAGAGUUAGUUGCGACCAAUAUUACGUUAUUUAUUUUAUUUUUUUGCAAACUAUGCUAAAUAAAAAUAAAGUGAAAGUUAUAACUGAA
Molecule: messenger RNA, 2978 nt
Organism: Bactrocera oleae (olive fruit fly)
Lineage: Eukaryota; Metazoa; Arthropoda; Insecta; Diptera; Tephritidae
Gene: PK1-R
Product: Pyrokinin 1 receptor
Biological process (GO): neuropeptide signaling pathway
Cellular component (GO): plasma membrane
Molecular function (GO): neuropeptide receptor activity
Source: RefSeq, a predicted model, not a curated record